This is a messenger RNA of Panicum hallii, 1069 nucleotides long. RefSeq names its product aquaporin TIP2-1. Gene Ontology annotation, molecular function: water channel activity. Gene Ontology annotation, cellular component: plant-type vacuole membrane. Bases 103 to 852 code for a protein of 249 amino acids. The transcript is spliced from 2 exons. NCBI's taxonomy places the organism in Eukaryota, Viridiplantae, Streptophyta, Magnoliopsida, Poales, Poaceae. The record is from RefSeq and is a predicted model, not a curated record. Gene Ontology annotation, biological process: transmembrane transport; water transport.
GGGCUGAGUGGACUUGCCGCAUCAGCGUAGCAAGCAAUCUCCUCGAGUGCAGGCAGAGCGUCAAGCUUUCGGUGUGGAGCGAGGAGCAGAGCGGAAGCGAAGAUGGUGAAGCUCGCGUUCGGGAGCGUCGGCGACUCCUUCAGCACCACCUCCAUCAAGGCCUACGUGGCCGAGUUCAUCGCCACCCUCCUCUUCGUCUUCGCCGGCGUCGGGUCCGCCAUCGCCUACGGGCAACUGACCCAUGGCGGCGCGCUCGACCCUGCCGGCCUGGUGGCGAUCGCGAUCGCCCACGCGCUGGCCCUCUUCGUCGGCGUCUCCAUCGCCGCCAACAUCUCCGGCGGCCACCUCAACCCCGCCGUGACCUUCGGCCUCGCCGUCGGCGGCCACAUCACCAUCCUCACUGGCCUCUUCUACUGGGUCGCCCAGCUGCUCGGCGCCUCCGUGGCGUGCCUGCUCCUCAAGUUCGUCACCCACGGCAAGGCCAUCCCGACCCACGGCGUCUCCGGCAUCAGCGAGCUGGAGGGCGUGGUGUUCGAGAUCGUCAUCACCUUCGCGCUCGUCUACACCGUGUACGCCACCGCGGCCGACCCCAAGAAGGGCUCCCUCGGCACCAUCGCCCCCAUCGCCAUCGGCUUCAUCGUCGGCGCCAACAUCCUCGCCGCCGGGCCCUUCAGCGGCGGCUCCAUGAACCCCGCCCGCUCCUUCGGCCCCGCCGUCGCCGCGGGCAACUUCGCCGGCAACUGGGUCUACUGGGUCGGCCCGCUCAUCGGCGGUGGCCUCGCUGGCCUCAUCUACGGCGACGUCUUCAUCGGCGGCUCCUACCAGCAGGUCGCCGACCAGGACUACGCCUAAGUCCGAUGGACUGAACCGAUCGAGAGCGUUUCAAUCUUCGUCGUCGCUUGCUUUGCUCUUCGACACGUGACAUGGUCACGAAUUUGUAUUUACGAAUGAUGUGUCGUCCAUGGUUCUUGUGUUCAUUUCACUUUUCUUUUUGUUAAAUCGAUGUAAAGAUCUCAACCGAUCUGCGGUUCUCGUCUUUGAAGGGGAAAAAAUGUGCUUUACUUUUUUA